Molecule: messenger RNA, 1551 nt
Organism: Rhodotorula toruloides NP11
Lineage: Eukaryota; Fungi; Basidiomycota; Microbotryomycetes; Sporidiobolales; Sporidiobolaceae
Product: TMS membrane protein family
Exons: 6
Coding region: 1-1551 (516 amino acids)
Cellular component (GO): membrane
Source: RefSeq, a predicted model, not a curated record
AUGGGCGCCCUCAUCUCGAUCCCCUUGCUCGGUCCGAUCGCCGGGCUGGGUAGCUCGGCGGUGUCGGCAUGCGUGACGGGACUGGCGUUCUUCUGCACGGGCCAGGCGGCCUCGGCCCUCACCAAAUCGUGCAACUGCAACUCGUCGGUCGCGACGCGCGUCGGCUUUUCGCUCAUCUUCCUCCUCAACUCGCUCUUCGCCUGGAUGAUGCUCACCGACUUUGCGAUCAAGCUCGUCGCAAAGUGGAGCUGGGAGUGGAUCAAGAUGGAGUGCAAGGAGGGCAGAUGCUACGGCGUGCUGGCGGUCCACCGCAUCUGCUUCGCCCUCGCCAUGUUCCACUCGGUUCUCUCGCUCCUCCUGAUCGGCGUCAAGGACACGCGGACGAAGCGGGCGGCCAUUCAGAACGGCUGGUGGGGCCCAAAAGUCCUGGCGUGGCUCGUCUUCGUCUACCUGUCGUUCCUGAUCCCGAACGGCUUCUUCACCUCGUUCUGGUCGACCUACAUCUCGCUCCCCGGCUCGGGCAUCUUCAUCCUGAUCGGCCUCGUCCUCCUCGUCGACUUUGCACACUCGUGGUCCGAGACGUGCCUCGAGCGAUGGGAGGCGACCGACUCGCCGUUCUGGAAGUGGGUGCUCAUCUCGAGCACGCUCGGCCUGUACGCCCUCACGUUCGCCCUCACGGUCGUGCAGUACGUCUUCUUCGCCGGCAAAGGGUGCGCGCUCAACACGGCGCUUAUCACGACGAACUGGGUCAUCUCGCUCGUCGUCUCGGCCCUCUCGAUCGCGCCCGCCGUGCAAGAGUCGAACCCGCGCUCCGGCCUCGCUCAAGCAGGCAUGGUCGUCGCCUACACCGCCUACCUAAUCACCUCGGCGAUCGCCAACCACGACGACGGGAACGGCGCGUGCAACCCGCUGCAGUCUCGCGCGGCGGGCGCCCGGACGGGAAUGGUCGUCCUCGGGGCGGUCUUUACCUUCCUCGCGAUCGCGUACUCGACCAGUCGCGCGGCGACGCAGAGCCAGGCAUUCACGCCUGGACGGAAGGGACGGCCGGACAGCGGCGAGUACGAGGCGCUGAGCCAGUCGAUGAGCGGGAGCGGAGGCGUCGAUGUCGAGGGCGGCGAGAUGGGGCCUGUCUUGACGCAGCCGAAGCGACAGGAGAGCCUGCGGUACCAGGCGAUCAAGGCGGCCGUCGACGAGGGCUCCCUCCCUGCAUCGGCUCUCACCGACUUUGACGACGACGAAGACGACGACGCUUCUGCAGCGGGUGGGAUGUCACCCCUGAACGACGACGAGCGCACGGGCACGCGCUACAACUACAGUUUCUUCCACCUCAUUUUUGUCCUUGCGACAAUGUACACAGCCUGCUUGCUCACCAACUGGUCUGUCGUCUCACCCAUCACCUCCACAACCUCCCCGGAAGCGGACGGCCAACCGAUGCGCAUAGGUCGCUCGCACGUCGCCUUCUGGAUGCGAAUCAUCAGCGCGUGGUUGUGUCAGGCGAUUUACGCGUGGAGUUUGGCGGCGCCGUUGGUGUUGCCGGACCGUUUUGCGUAG